AUGUCUCGACGUAUCUACCUCGAAACAACGGCAAGUGGCAAACAGCAAUUUGUAUCCAUCAAACGCUCCCGUUCCCAUGGCCACCACCACCAUCACCACCACCAUGUAGAGCACGACUACUACAAAGUCAGUGUUGAGGAGUGGGACAGUAUAAAGGAGCGGGAGCGAUGCCUCGAAGACACCAAUAGGAGCCUGGCUGCACAGGUUAGUUCUCUGAAAGCCAGUCUAACGGCUGCGCAAGGGGAUGCACAUCACCUCCGCCACGUCGUCGUGCCACAGCUGCAGAAUCAGAUCAAAACUCUCGGUUUAGACAACGCGGCCCUUCGAAAGUCUCUGGACAAUGCGAGCCGUAACGAAGGAAAGCACUGUCGAGACGCAGAGAGUCUAAGACAGACUAUUGAUAAACUGGAGAGGGAAAAGAGGGAUGUCAAGGACGAAAACUACAGUCUCAAGGACAAGAUCAAGCACUUGCAGGACGAAGUCGGGUCCAGCUGCGGGCGACGAGUAUCAGACCUCAUUCGGGAAGUAGAAUAUUGGCGGAAGGAAUGCCGAUACUGGAGAGACAUGUACGAGGAUACCAAACGCAACCAUGACGACAUCUGCAUUACUUUGGAUAUCAGAACGGAGAAAAUGAGGGCAUACGAAGAGAUUUUGAAACGUAGGCGGAUAAUUUGA
Messenger RNA from Metarhizium robertsii ARSEF 23, 675 nucleotides. RefSeq lists its product as uncharacterized. Lineage: Eukaryota; Fungi; Ascomycota; Sordariomycetes; Hypocreales; Clavicipitaceae. The record is from RefSeq and is a predicted model, not a curated record. The transcript has a single exon. The coding region runs from base 1 to 675 and encodes 224 amino acids.